AUGGGUGGCUUUCUAGAAGACGGUGUUCGACUGGGAGGACCAGCUGCUCCAGAGGCCUAUGCUAGACGAAAUAGAGGUGGGUUUCAAGAAGACGGUGUUCGACUGGGAUGCCCAGCUGCUCCAGAAGGCGGUACGGGACGAGGAGGCGGUGGCUUUCAAGAAGAUGGUGUUCGACUGGUAUUCCCAGCUGCUCCAGAGGGCGGUGCUGGACGAGGAGACGGUGGAUAUCAAGAAGACGGUGAUCGACUGGAACGACCAGCUGCUCUAGAAUGCGGUGCUGGACGAGGAUGCGGUGGCUUUCAAGAAGACGGUGUUCGUAUGGGAGGCCCACGUGCUCCAGAGGGCGGUGCUAGACGAAAAGGCGGUGGCUUUCAAGAAGACGGUGUUCAACUGGGAGGCCAAGCUGCUCCAGAAGUCGCUGCUGGACGAGGACACGAUGGAGUUCAAGAGGACGGUGGUCUACUGAGAAUCCCAGCUGCUCCACAAGGCGGUGCUCGACGAGGAUGCGGUGGGUUUCAAGAAGACGGUGUUCGACUGGGAUGCCCAGCUGCUCCAGAAGGCGGUACGGGACGAGGAGGCGGUGGCUUUCAAGAAGAUGGUGUUCGACUGGUAUUCCCAGCUGCUCCAGAGGGCGGUGCUGGACGAGGAGGCGGUGGAUAUCAAGAAGACGGUGAUCGACUGGAACAACCAGCUGCUCUAGAAUGCGGUGCUGGACGAGGAUGCGGUGGCUUUCAAGAAGACGGUGUUCGUAUUGGAGGCCCACCUGCUUCAGAAGGCGCCGCUGGACGAAGAGGCGAUGGAGUUCAAGAGGACGGUGGUCUACUGAGAAUCCCAGCUGCUCCACAAGGCGGUGCUCGACGAGGAUGCGGUGGUUUUCAAGAAGACGGUGUUCGUAUGGGAGGCCCAGUUGCUCCAGAUGGCGAAGCUAGACGAAAAGGCGGUGGCUUUCAAGAAGGCGGUGUUCGACUGGGAGGCCCAUUUGCUCCAGAAGGCGGUGCUGGACGAGUGGUGGUGGAUUUCAAGAAGAUGGUGUUCGACUGGGAGGCCCAGUUGCUCCAGAGGGUGGUGCUAGACGAGGGGGCGGUGGUUUUCAAGAAGACGGUGUUCGUCUGGGAGGCCCAACUGCUCCAGAGGGUAGUGCUAGACGAAAAGGCGGUGGGUUUCAAGAAGACGGUGUUCGACUGGGAGGCCCAGCUGCUCCAGAAGGCAGUGCUGGACGAGGAUGGGGAGGCUUUCUAG
This is a messenger RNA of Symsagittifera roscoffensis, 1239 nucleotides long. RefSeq names its product myosin heavy chain IB-like. The coding region runs from base 1 to 1239 and encodes 412 amino acids. NCBI's taxonomy places the organism in Eukaryota, Metazoa, Xenacoelomorpha, Acoela, Convolutidae. The transcript has a single exon. The record is from RefSeq and is a predicted model, not a curated record.